UGCUUCUAUGAAUAGUGUAAUACUUCCGCCACCACCUCAAUGUUUUGAAGGACAUGAUUUGAAAAAGAAAUAUCACAGAGGGGAUUGGUAUUGUGAUGUGUGUGGAAAAGAUAGUAAUUCUACGGUAUCCCAAUAUCAUUGUGAACUUUGCAAUUUUGACGCUUGCCCUAGCCAUUGCAAGUCUGGAGAAGAAUGCAAGCCUGAGAGUACUUGUCGAAGUCGUCACCCUCUCCGUUAUACACAAACAUCAGGAAUGUGGAUGUGUGAUGAAUGUGGAAAGUAUUAUUAUGGAAGACGUUUAGAUAUUAUAAAAGCUUACGUUAAAUUUCAAGUAAAAUUUCUUCAUUAA
Rhizophagus irregularis DAOM 181602=DAOM 197198 is the source of this 349-nucleotide messenger RNA. The record is from RefSeq and is a predicted model, not a curated record. NCBI's taxonomy places the organism in Eukaryota, Fungi, Glomeromycota, Glomeromycetes, Glomerales, Glomeraceae.